Molecule: messenger RNA, 3693 nt
Organism: Babesia sp. Xinjiang
Lineage: Eukaryota; Apicomplexa; Aconoidasida; Piroplasmida; Babesiidae
Exons: 1
Coding region: 1-3693 (1230 amino acids)
Source: RefSeq, a predicted model, not a curated record
AUGCCUAUUGUGCGACUUCUCUUGAUUGUUGCGUGGUAUGCACUAUGCGAUCUCUUUAGUGGCGUAUGGGCUUCUGUAGGCUUUGCCAACAUCUCCUAUACCUUUUGUCGGCGUAGGACGGUCCUUGGAUUUAUCACAGCCUCCACCUUUAGUUUAUCUACACGGGACGGUAUAGAGACGGUAAGUGGCGGUCUAGAGGGGAUUUAUAACGCCUGGAAUCUUACAUCCGGCCGAAGCCGGCGCAAUCAUAGUACUUUGGCAACCACGCAUCCUGAUGGGAAUCUAUCCGACAAAAAACCACGCCCUGGACGCAAGGGCAUACUUUCUAAGAGGCUUUCCAGGAAUGGAAGUGUUGACGUGAAACACAAUGCAGGUUCAAUGGUGCCUAGGAGAAGCCAGGGCCGAGUGUCAUCUGUUAAAUUAUUACGGCAGCGAAAACAGCAUUCAAAAGUAGAUAUAAGCGGUGGUAAUUCCAAGGUAGCUACUGUUACAAAUGAACAAAGAGAACCGGAAAUGCCACUCACAGCUGCUCGCCUUGAGGCUCCUGUUGACACAGAUGCCAUGUCUCCUAGGCCCAAAUCUCUUGCUGCUCAACAAACAGUGUUCAACGAGGAGUCAGUUACCGAUGGAGGGUUUUCACUGCCGCUACAAUCCGAAAAUGAGACGCUCUACGGUCGCUCUCUCAACAUCGACUCGGGACCGCCUUACUCAUCCCAAGAUUCAGUUUUCGCUACGGACUCUAUGGGCGAACUGGUUGGCAAGAUUUCCAACCGGCGUUUGCACAUGAUUCAGAGCAUGUUUUCUGAGCAGCAAACAGGGAAGGUAUCUGAUAUAGUAUCGACGUUACAUCAACUCCUUGGAUCAGUCAACACCAACCUGACCCACUUAUACGAGAUUGGUGACGAUACUGAGGAGAGAGACCAAGCCAAAUGUGUGGAAGAAAUGUCUUCUUCAGCUACACAUGUUGAUAACUCAUCAGAUCCUGAACCUUCUGUUGUUGAUUUUGACUGUCCCAUUGUCUCAGACCAAGAUUCAGGCGACUCUGCUGGUGGUUUGGAACAUCAGAACCCAGACAGUUAUGAUAGCCUUAAGUGGCCUUUCGAAAUGAGUUCCCCAAAUGAGGGUGGAACAUAUGCAGAUGCUCAUGCUCGUACACUUGUUGAACAAGGUGAAGGGAGUGAGAAUGAUACAGAGAGCCCCAAAGUUCGUCUGACCAAACGCGAAUUGGCGAGAAUAAGACACACACAGAUGUUGGCAAAGCAUGAAAGGCUGAAAUUACUGCGCUCAACUAACAACAAGAAAACAACAUUUGCAGUUUUCUUUCCGGCUACACGCAACCCAGAUGUUAAAGCACAAACCGAGUACGAAGCUUCACCUCCGGAAUGUCAGACGGAGUGUCUAAGUAGGGAACUUCCAUCUGACGCGUCCCAAAGUGACUUAACGGAGAAACCCAUUAUAGAUACGGUAGAUAACAUGAUUUCAACGAGUGGACGUGGACUCAAUUCUGUGCCUUCGGAUGACUCUGCUGAACGCUUAUCUAGACUUCAAACGGAUGACUUUGAAGAAAAGGGUGGUAUAACCAAUAUUUUUAGUAUGCUAAACCCAGAUAUACUACGUGCUGCAGGUGUAUCAAAUUAUUCGUCGCUAUUGCUUCCAGACGAUACUACUGAAGCGCCUCCAUCCGAAUACGACAGCCGUUUCGAAUCUUUUGUCGUAUCGAUCACUAAACAACCACAAAACAGUGGUAAGGGGAGAACAACCAAAGAGAAAGUAGCUGCCGCAAAUAAAAGUGGGCACGGCACGAGCUCAGUGGCAUCUUUCGAUAAUUUAAUCGGCAUCAGGAAAAGUGAUGGCACUCAUGAUAGCAAGGUCAGCUUGGAGGAAACUGAGGUGAGCGAUUUGGAUCAACCGUCUCUCGAGAUCCCUGUAACUAUGUUCACGCUGCGUCGUGGGUUCCUGAAGACUGUUUAUGACAAAUACCUAAAGCCACCCUUGGUCUCUACUCUGGAAAGGGUUUUUCAGACCAAGCUUACAUCGCCGUGUGGAAUUAUGGACUUUGAUAGUCUCGAUCUGGAAUCCCUUUCGAAGCCACGGUUAAAGGAACUCCGAAUUGACCGUUCUGCGCUACGCAAUCACUUAUGUAAUGUUGUGGUGCGUUCACGAUUGGAACAAGGCGACUCUGUUAUUGAGUAUCACGGCACAUCAUCAGCGCUUCCCAAGCCAAUACGCCAGCAUGUUUGUCAACUAUUCAAGUGGGUUAAGGAUGAUGUGUUUUUAAGUAGCUGGAUAAAGGUGCUAGAAGAAUUACUAGGUCGUACUCCCAGCAUGUCUGAACUGGCGUUUACUCUGGGUCAUGACGACCCUAGGCAAUUGGAGGAGACUAUUCGUGUUUCUCGGUGGCACGCGAGGCGAUACUUCGAGGCAUUUGCACUUCCCAUUGGCAAGCUAAUUCUGUUGAAGAUUGAAUCAGAGAACCAAAUAAAACGUAAAUUCAGGUCUGGCAAUUUGGAGCUAAUUGACCCUCACAUGUACAAUGUAGAGCCAAUUUCCUCGGAAGUAUUGUGGCACCGUAUCUCAUCAAUCCAUCUAAACACAAUGUCAUCUCAAGGGGACAAGGUUAUCAGUCAGCUAUAUGGUGUGUCUUGUGCUGCUGCGAAGCACGAAUAUCUCAAAGCAAAACUGCCAGAUCACUUACCCUUCGGUAAAUACCGUUUGGCGUGCCGUGCUAGGAUUCUGCAUCGUGAACUCUUGUUGCUAAGGGCCCGUAUCGCCUCAGAAGUACGUAUGUCUUUUCAGCGUGGUAUACCUUUGCCAGAUGACCUUUACCGUGACAAUCCUUUCGCGCAGAGGAUCAUGGCGAUUGAACGUGCUUAUAUUGAUGUUCCUGAGGGAUCGUCCGAUUAUGCGAAGAGAUUGACUGAAACUAAGCGUGUGAUAAAUGAGGAGAUGUCGGCUCGUUUGGAGGUACCUUUUGAGGGCAUCUUGGAUGCGCUGGACUCCGCAAGGAUUCGUGAAUCUUCUGGUCCCAAACUAGUACUAAAUACCGACAAACCUAGUCGAUUUAGACGUAGACGAGGUUUCGUAGGUGGUCAUCUGCUCGAUUACGACAAAUAUGAGGAUUACCUAACGCCGGAAUGCCAGCCAUUAAAACCUUGGUCGCUGGAGUAUAAACGCGACAGUGUUCUUCGCAGAUCACUACGAAUGGUUGCUGUAGAGGCAUUAGAUGAUCGUAUUGCGCGUUUCGUGUUUAUGGCGUAUCUUCGUUUGUUUAUAAAUGGCAGUUGGACUGGGCCAGAGUUAGCAGAGGCUUUGGGCCUUUCUGGACCAAAGGUAAUGGACUUAAUUUUUUACGCCGCUCGUGCUCACUGCCAAGCAUAUGAGGCGUGGAGGAUCAAGCUGAAACUUCCUCCUUAUGUCAAUGAGGCAAUUAAGUGCCCAGACCUGGUACCGCAUAUCGAGCUGCCCGAUGGUCGACUUCCGCACCAUCUAGCUACGUUAGGCCACUCUAUACGCCGCGAUGGUAGGAAAUCAAGGCCAGUGCGCCCAGCUAUGAAAGAUCGGUACAAACGUAUGAGGACGAUCAAACCUCGUAUAGGCACAAUGAAGGAUUCCCUGGUCAACUACCGCAACAAUUUUGCGUCCAUACAACGUGUACUAGAAUCUAGCCCACUGUACUACUUAAGCGAGAUAUAG